Messenger RNA from Pocillopora verrucosa, 16946 nucleotides. NCBI's taxonomy places the organism in Eukaryota, Metazoa, Cnidaria, Anthozoa, Scleractinia, Pocilloporidae. The record is from RefSeq and is a predicted model, not a curated record.
GUCUAUCAGAUUGCCAUGGUAAUAACAGAUGGAAAACAAACCCAAAUGGAUGAUACGAAAGAUCUUAGGGAGGUGUCCAAACCGUUGCGAAAGGCCGGAGUAAGAGUAUUGGCGCUUGGGGUUGGUUCUGGAGUCGAUGAAAAAGAGCUACGACUUAUAGUCGAGAGGGAUGGAGAUGUUUUACUUGCCAAAUCUUUUACAGAACUGAUCAGCAGAGUUGGAGCAUUGAUCAAAUCUACGUGUAAUCUAGCAGUUCCAGAGCCAUGCGACAUUUCUGCGGAUUUGACUUUUAUAUUUGGAUCAGGAGGCAUUGGAGCGGGUAACUUCCUCAGACUAAAGACCGUUUUAAAAACAAUCGCGACGAGCUUCGGCAUUUCGUCAAAAAGGAGUCGUGCCUCCAUCGUGACCUUUAGUGAUUCGUCUGCUUCUGUGAGUGCAUCGUUUGAAUCUUUCACAUCCACAAAGGAAUUCCAGGACUCCCUAUCCUCCUUAACAUAUAAAGAUAAACGAGGUGAUAUCCGUCUGGCACUGAAACGUGCAGAGAAGAAGGUGUUUCCAAAGGCAAGAAAGGGGGUGGCAAAAAUCGCAGUGGUCGUCAUUGAUGGGAGAGAGAAUAAUAAUGGACAAUGGCAGGAUUCUGUGUUGUCGUUGAGGAAGGCAGGUAUCCGCGUGUUACUUUUGGGGAUUGGCACAGAAAUAAAACGCGAAUCCUUACGAAAACUUGUUGAAAAAGACGAUGAUCUCGUCAUUAAGGAUUCAUUUAUAACUCUGCUGAAGGAUUCUGUUCAAGUGGCAAAGACCACGUGCUCUGCUGCUGCACCACCGCCGUGUAGCACUCCCGUGGAUCUGGCAUUUAUCAUCGAUUCUUCGGGCAGCAUUGGCCGCACAAACUACAAGAAACAGAAGAACUUUGUCAAGGAAGUGGCGAAGACUUUUGGCCUAUCUCCAAACGGCAGCCGAGCGGCCAUGGUUCUGUACAGUAACUCGGCCUCAGUGAAAGCUCGAUUUGGCCAGUAUUCGGACCCGAAGGAGUUCGGUGGAGCUGUAGACAGUCUGCCUUACGAGAGAGGAUUGACACGAAUCGACAAAGCACUGGACCUAACAGCCAAGGAUAUCUUCGCUCAAAGUAGGUCGGGCGUGCCCAAGAUUGCAAUGCUGAUAACAGACGGUACCCAAACCGCAGCAGCCGACGCCAAAGGCCUAAAAGAGGCUUCCGAACCAUUGAGACAGGCAGGUGUUCGUGUUCUAGCCGUAGGUGUCGGCAAGGGUGUGGACAGAGAAGAACUUCGACUGGUCACGGAGAGUGACGAGGAUGUUGUGGUGGCGGCUGACUUCGAAGACCUGCUGUUGAAACUCAGCAACCUGACCAGCCAGGCUUGCCGACUUGCAGCACCACCGCCGUGUAGCACUCCCGUGGAUCUGGCAUUUAUCAUCGAUUCUUCGGGCAGCAUUGGCCGCACAAACUACAAGAAACAGAAGAACUUUGUCAAGGAAGUGGCGAAGACUUUUGGCCUAUCUCCAAACGGCAGCCGAGCGGCCAUGGUUCUGUACAGUAACUCGGCCUCAGUGAAAGCUCGAUUUGGCCAGUAUUCGGACCCGAAGGAGUUCGGUGGAGCUGUAGACAGUCUGCCUUACGAGAGAGGAUUGACACGAAUCGACAAAGCACUGGACCUAACAGCCAAGGAUAUCUUCGCUCAAAGUAGGUCGGGCGUGCCCAAGAUUGCAAUGCUGAUAACAGACGGUACCCAAACCGCAGCAGCCGACGCCAAAGGCCUAAAAGAGGCUUCCGAACCAUUGAGACAGGCAGGUGUUCGUGUUCUAGCCGUAGGUGUCGGCAAGGGUGUGGACAGAGAAGAACUUCGACUGGUCACGGAGAGUGACGAGGAUGUUGUGGUGGCGGCUGACUUCGAAGACCUGCUGUUGAAACUCAGCAACCUGACCAGCCAGGCUUGCCGACUUGCAGCACCACCGCCGUGUAGCACUCCCGUGGAUCUGGCAUUUAUCAUCGAUUCUUCGGGCAGCAUUGGCCGCACAAACUACAAGAAACAGAAGAACUUUGUCAAGGAAGUGGCGAAGACUUUUGGCCUAUCUCCAAACGGCAGCCGAGCGGCCAUGGUUCUGUACAGUAACUCGGCCUCAGUGAAAGCUCGAUUUGGCCAGUAUUCGGACCCGAAGGAGUUCGGUGGAGCUGUAGACAGUCUGCCUUACGAGAGAGGAUUGACACGAAUCGACAAAGCACUGGACCUAACAGCCAAGGAUAUCUUCGCUCAAAGUAGGUCGGGCGUGCCCAAGAUUGCAAUGCUGAUAACAGACGGUACCCAAACCGCAGCAGCCGACGCCAAAGGCCUAAAAGAGGCUUCCGAACCAUUGAGACAGGCAGGUGUUCGUGUUCUAGCCGUAGGUGUCGGCAAGGGUGUGGACAGAGAAGAACUUCGACUGGUCACGGAGAGUGACGAGGAUGUUGUGGUGGCGGCUGACUUCGAAGACCUGCUGUUGAAACUCAGCAACCUGACCAGCCAGGCUUGCCGACUUGCAGCACCACCGCCGUGUAGCACUCCCGUGGAUCUGGCAUUUAUCAUCGAUUCUUCGGGCAGCAUUGGCCGCACAAACUACAAGAAACAGAAGAACUUUGUCAAGGAAGUGGCGAAGACUUUUGGCCUAUCUCCAAACGGCAGCCGAGCGGCCAUGGUUCUGUACAGUAACUCGGCCUCAGUGAAAGCUCGAUUUGGCCAGUAUUCGGACCCGAAGGAGUUCGGUGGAGCUGUAGACAGUCUGCCUUACGAGAGAGGAUUGACACGAAUCGACAAAGCACUGGACCUAACAGCCAAGGAUAUCUUCGCUCAAAGUAGGUCGGGCGUGCCCAAGAUUGCAAUGCUGAUAACAGACGGUACCCAAACCGCAGCAGCCGACGCCAAAGGCCUAAAAGAGGCUUCCGAACCAUUGAGACAGGCAGGUGUUCGUGUUCUAGCCGUAGGUGUCGGCAAGGGUGUGGACAGAGAAGAACUUCGACUGGUCACGGAGAGUGACGAGGAUGUUGUGGUGGCGGCUGACUUCGAAGACCUGCUGUUGAAACUCAGCAACCUGACCAGCCAGGCUUGCCGACUUGCAGCACCACCGCCGUGUAGCACUCCCGUGGAUCUGGCAUUUAUCAUCGAUUCUUCGGGCAGCAUUGGCCGCACAAACUACAAGAAACAGAAGAACUUUGUCAAGGAAGUGGCGAAGACUUUUGGCCUAUCUCCAAACGGCAGCCGAGCGGCCAUGGUUCUGUACAGUAACUCGGCCUCAGUGAAAGCUCGAUUUGGCCAGUAUUCGGACCCGAAGGAGUUCGGUGGAGCUGUAGACAGUCUGCCUUACGAGAGAGGAUUGACACGAAUCGACAAAGCACUGGACCUAACAGCCAAGGAUAUCUUCGCUCAAAGUAGGUCGGGCGUGCCCAAGAUUGCAAUGCUGAUAACAGACGGUACCCAAACCGCAGCAGCCGACGCCAAAGGCCUAAAAGAGGCUUCCGAACCAUUGAGACAGGCAGGUGUUCGUGUUCUAGCCGUAGGUGUCGGCAAGGGUGUGGACAGAGAAGAACUUCGACUGGUCACGGAGAGUGACGAGGAUGUUGUGGUGGCGGCUGACUUCGAAGACCUGCUGUUGAAACUCAGCAACCUGACCAGCCAGGCUUGCCGACUUGCAGCACCACCGCCGUGUAGCACUCCCGUGGAUCUGGCAUUUAUCAUCGAUUCUUCGGGCAGCAUUGGCCGCACAAACUACAAGAAACAGAAGAACUUUGUCAAGGAAGUGGCGAAGACUUUUGGCCUAUCUCCAAACGGCAGCCGAGCGGCCAUGGUUCUGUACAGUAACUCGGCCUCAGUGAAAGCUCGAUUUGGCCAGUAUUCGGACCCGAAGGAGUUCGGUGGAGCUGUAGACAGUCUGCCUUACGAGAGAGGAUUGACACGAAUCGACAAAGCACUGGACCUAACAGCCAAGGAUAUCUUCGCUCAAAGUAGGUCGGGCGUGCCCAAGAUUGCAAUGCUGAUAACAGACGGUACCCAAACCGCAGCAGCCGACGCCAAAGGCCUAAAAGAGGCUUCCGAACCAUUGAGACAGGCAGGUGUUCGUGUUCUAGCCGUAGGUGUCGGCAAGGGUGUGGACAGAGAAGAACUUCGACUGGUCACGGAGAGUGACGAGGAUGUUGUGGUGGCGGCUGACUUCGAAGACCUGCUGUUGAAACUCAGCAACCUGACCAGCCAGGCUUGCCGACUUGCAGCACCACCGCCGUGUAGCACUCCCGUGGAUCUGGCAUUUAUCAUCGAUUCUUCGGGCAGCAUUGGCCGCACAAACUACAAGAAACAGAAGAACUUUGUCAAGGAAGUGGCGAAGACUUUUGGCCUAUCUCCAAACGGCAGCCGAGCGGCCAUGGUUCUGUACAGUAACUCGGCCUCAGUGAAAGCUCGAUUUGGCCAGUAUUCGGACCCGAAGGAGUUCGGUGGAGCUGUAGACAGUCUGCCUUACGAGAGAGGAUUGACACGAAUCGACAAAGCACUGGACCUAACAGCCAAGGAUAUCUUCGCUCAAAGUAGGUCGGGCGUGCCCAAGAUUGCAAUGCUGAUAACAGACGGUACCCAAACCGCAGCAGCCGACGCCAAAGGCCUAAAAGAGGCUUCCGAACCAUUGAGACAGGCAGGUGUUCGUGUUCUAGCCGUAGGUGUCGGCAAGGGUGUGGACAGAGAAGAACUUCGACUGGUCACGGAGAGUGACGAGGAUGUUGUGGUGGCGGCUGACUUCGAAGACCUGCUGUUGAAACUCAGCAACCUGACCAGCCAGGCUUGCCGACUUGCAGCACCACCGCCGUGUAGCACUCCCGUGGAUCUGGCAUUUAUCAUCGAUUCUUCGGGCAGCAUUGGCCGCACAAACUACAAGAAACAGAAGAACUUUGUCAAGGAAGUGGCGAAGACUUUUGGCCUAUCUCCAAACGGCAGCCGAGCGGCCAUGGUUCUGUACAGUAACUCGGCCUCAGUGAAAGCUCGAUUUGGCCAGUAUUCGGACCCGAAGGAGUUCGGUGGAGCUGUAGACAGUCUGCCUUACGAGAGAGGAUUGACACGAAUCGACAAAGCACUGGACCUAACAGCCAAGGAUAUCUUCGCUCAAAGUAGGUCGGGCGUGCCCAAGAUUGCAAUGCUGAUAACAGACGGUACCCAAACCGCAGCAGCCGACGCCAAAGGCCUAAAAGAGGCUUCCGAACCAUUGAGACAGGCAGGUGUUCGUGUUCUAGCCGUAGGUGUCGGCAAGGGUGUGGACAGAGAAGAACUUCGACUGGUCACGGAGAGUGACGAGGAUGUUGUGGUGGCGGCUGACUUCGAAGACCUGCUGUUGAAACUCAGCAACCUGACCAGCCAGGCUUGCCGACUUGCAGCACCACCGCCGUGUAGCACUCCCGUGGAUCUGGCAUUUAUCAUCGAUUCUUCGGGCAGCAUUGGCCGCACAAACUACAAGAAACAGAAGAACUUUGUCAAGGAAGUGGCGAAGACUUUUGGCCUAUCUCCAAACGGCAGCCGAGCGGCCAUGGUUCUGUACAGUAACUCGGCCUCAGUGAAAGCUCGAUUUGGCCAGUAUUCGGACCCGAAGGAGUUCGGUGGAGCUGUAGACAGUCUGCCUUACGAGAGAGGAUUGACACGAAUCGACAAAGCACUGGACCUAACAGCCAAGGAUAUCUUCGCUCAAAGUAGGUCGGGCGUGCCCAAGAUUGCAAUGCUGAUAACAGACGGUACCCAAACCGCAGCAGCCGACGCCAAAGGCCUAAAAGAGGCUUCCGAACCAUUGAGACAGGCAGGUGUUCGUGUUCUAGCCGUAGGUGUCGGCAAGGGUGUGGACAGAGAAGAACUUCGACUGGUCACGGAGAGUGACGAGGAUGUUGUGGUGGCGGCUGACUUCGAAGACCUGCUGUUGAAACUCAGCAACCUGACCAGCCAGGCUUGCCGACUUGCAGCACCACCGCCGUGUAGCACUCCCGUGGAUCUGGCAUUUAUCAUCGAUUCUUCGGGCAGCAUUGGCCGCACAAACUACAAGAAACAGAAGAACUUUGUCAAGGAAGUGGCGAAGACUUUUGGCCUAUCUCCAAACGGCAGCCGAGCGGCCAUGGUUCUGUACAGUAACUCGGCCUCAGUGAAAGCUCGAUUUGGCCAGUAUUCGGACCCGAAGGAGUUCGGUGGAGCUGUAGACAGUCUGCCUUACGAGAGAGGAUUGACACGAAUCGACAAAGCACUGGACCUAACAGCCAAGGAUAUCUUCGCUCAAAGUAGGUCGGGCGUGCCCAAGAUUGCAAUGCUGAUAACAGACGGUACCCAAACCGCAGCAGCCGACGCCAAAGGCCUAAAAGAGGCUUCCGAACCAUUGAGACAGGCAGGUGUUCGUGUUCUAGCCGUAGGUGUCGGCAAGGGUGUGGACAGAGAAGAACUUCGACUGGUCACGGAGAGUGACGAGGAUGUUGUGGUGGCGGCUGACUUCGAAGACCUGCUGUUGAAACUCAGCAACCUGACCAGCCAGGCUUGCCGACUUGCAGCACCACCGCCGUGUAGCACUCCCGUGGAUCUGGCAUUUAUCAUCGAUUCUUCGGGCAGCAUUGGCCGCACAAACUACAAGAAACAGAAGAACUUUGUCAAGGAAGUGGCGAAGACUUUUGGCCUAUCUCCAAACGGCAGCCGAGCGGCCAUGGUUCUGUACAGUAACUCGGCCUCAGUGAAAGCUCGAUUUGGCCAGUAUUCGGACCCGAAGGAGUUCGGUGGAGCUGUAGACAGUCUGCCUUACGAGAGAGGAUUGACACGAAUCGACAAAGCACUGGACCUAACAGCCAAGGAUAUCUUCGCUCAAAGUAGGUCGGGCGUGCCCAAGAUUGCAAUGCUGAUAACAGACGGUACCCAAACCGCAGCAGCCGACGCCAAAGGCCUAAAAGAGGCUUCCGAACCAUUGAGACAGGCAGGUGUUCGUGUUCUAGCCGUAGGUGUCGGCAAGGGUGUGGACAGAGAAGAACUUCGACUGGUCACGGAGAGUGACGAGGAUGUUGUGGUGGCGGCUGACUUCGAAGACCUGCUGUUGAAACUCAGCAACCUGACCAGCCAGGCUUGCCGACUUGCAGCACCACCGCCGUGUAGCACUCCCGUGGAUCUGGCAUUUAUCAUCGAUUCUUCGGGCAGCAUUGGCCGCACAAACUACAAGAAACAGAAGAACUUUGUCAAGGAAGUGGCGAAGACUUUUGGCCUAUCUCCAAACGGCAGCCGAGCGGCCAUGGUUCUGUACAGUAACUCGGCCUCAGUGAAAGCUCGAUUUGGCCAGUAUUCGGACCCGAAGGAGUUCGGUGGAGCUGUAGACAGUCUGCCUUACGAGAGAGGAUUGACACGAAUCGACAAAGCACUGGACCUAACAGCCAAGGAUAUCUUCGCUCAAAGUAGGUCGGGCGUGCCCAAGAUUGCAAUGCUGAUAACAGACGGUACCCAAACCGCAGCAGCCGACGCCAAAGGCCUAAAAGAGGCUUCCGAACCAUUGAGACAGGCAGGUGUUCGUGUUCUAGCCGUAGGUGUCGGCAAGGGUGUGGACAGAGAAGAACUUCGACUGGUCACGGAGAGUGACGAGGAUGUUGUGGUGGCGGCUGACUUCGAAGACCUGCUGUUGAAACUCAGCAACCUGACCAGCCAGGCUUGCCGACUUGCAGCACCACCGCCGUGUAGCACUCCCGUGGAUCUGGCAUUUAUCAUCGAUUCUUCGGGCAGCAUUGGCCGCACAAACUACAAGAAACAGAAGAACUUUGUCAAGGAAGUGGCGAAGACUUUUGGCCUAUCUCCAAACGGCAGCCGAGCGGCCAUGGUUCUGUACAGUAACUCGGCCUCAGUGAAAGCUCGAUUUGGCCAGUAUUCGGACCCGAAGGAGUUCGGUGGAGCUGUAGACAGUCUGCCUUACGAGAGAGGAUUGACACGAAUCGACAAAGCACUGGACCUAACAGCCAAGGAUAUCUUCGCUCAAAGUAGGUCGGGCGUGCCCAAGAUUGCAAUGCUGAUAACAGACGGUACCCAAACCGCAGCAGCCGACGCCAAAGGCCUAAAAGAGGCUUCCGAACCAUUGAGACAGGCAGGUGUUCGUGUUCUAGCCGUAGGUGUCGGCAAGGGUGUGGACAGAGAAGAACUUCGACUGGUCACGGAGAGUGACGAGGAUGUUGUGGUGGCGGCUGACUUCGAAGACCUGCUGUUGAAACUCAGCAACCUGACCAGCCAGGCUUGCCGACUUGCAGCACCACCGCCGUGUAGCACUCCCGUGGAUCUGGCAUUUAUCAUCGAUUCUUCGGGCAGCAUUGGCCGCACAAACUACAAGAAACAGAAGAACUUUGUCAAGGAAGUGGCGAAGACUUUUGGCCUAUCUCCAAACGGCAGCCGAGCGGCCAUGGUUCUGUACAGUAACUCGGCCUCAGUGAAAGCUCGAUUUGGCCAGUAUUCGGACCCGAAGGAGUUCGGUGGAGCUGUAGACAGUCUGCCUUACGAGAGAGGAUUGACACGAAUCGACAAAGCACUGGACCUAACAGCCAAGGAUAUCUUCGCUCAAAGUAGGUCGGGCGUGCCCAAGAUUGCAAUGCUGAUAACAGACGGUACCCAAACCGCAGCAGCCGACGCCAAAGGCCUAAAAGAGGCUUCCGAACCAUUGAGACAGGCAGGUGUUCGUGUUCUAGCCGUAGGUGUCGGCAAGGGUGUGGACAGAGAAGAACUUCGACUGGUCACGGAGAGUGACGAGGAUGUUGUGGUGGCGGCUGACUUCGAAGACCUGCUGUUGAAACUCAGCAACCUGACCAGCCAGGCUUGCCGACUUGCAGCACCACCGCCGUGUAGCACUCCCGUGGAUCUGGCAUUUAUCAUCGAUUCUUCGGGCAGCAUUGGCCGCACAAACUACAAGAAACAGAAGAACUUUGUCAAGGAAGUGGCGAAGACUUUUGGCCUAUCUCCAAACGGCAGCCGAGCGGCCAUGGUUCUGUACAGUAACUCGGCCUCAGUGAAAGCUCGAUUUGGCCAGUAUUCGGACCCGAAGGAGUUCGGUGGAGCUGUAGACAGUCUGCCUUACGAGAGAGGAUUGACACGAAUCGACAAAGCACUGGACCUAACAGCCAAGGAUAUCUUCGCUCAAAGUAGGUCGGGCGUGCCCAAGAUUGCAAUGCUGAUAACAGACGGUACCCAAACCGCAGCAGCCGACGCCAAAGGCCUAAAAGAGGCUUCCGAACCAUUGAGACAGGCAGGUGUUCGUGUUCUAGCCGUAGGUGUCGGCAAGGGUGUGGACAGAGAAGAACUUCGACUGGUCACGGAGAGUGACGAGGAUGUUGUGGUGGCGGCUGACUUCGAAGACCUGCUGUUGAAACUCAGCAACCUGACCAGCCAGGCUUGCCGACUUGCAGCACCACCGCCGUGUAGCACUCCCGUGGAUCUGGCAUUUAUCAUCGAUUCUUCGGGCAGCAUUGGCCGCACAAACUACAAGAAACAGAAGAACUUUGUCAAGGAAGUGGCGAAGACUUUUGGCCUAUCUCCAAACGGCAGCCGAGCGGCCAUGGUUCUGUACAGUAACUCGGCCUCAGUGAAAGCUCGAUUUGGCCAGUAUUCGGACCCGAAGGAGUUCGGUGGAGCUGUAGACAGUCUGCCUUACGAGAGAGGAUUGACACGAAUCGACAAAGCACUGGACCUAACAGCCAAGGAUAUCUUCGCUCAAAGUAGGUCGGGCGUGCCCAAGAUUGCAAUGCUGAUAACAGACGGUACCCAAACCGCAGCAGCCGACGCCAAAGGCCUAAAAGAGGCUUCCGAACCAUUGAGACAGGCAGGUGUUCGUGUUCUAGCCGUAGGUGUCGGCAAGGGUGUGGACAGAGAAGAACUUCGACUGGUCACGGAGAGUGACGAGGAUGUUGUGGUGGCGGCUGACUUCGAAGACCUGCUGUUGAAACUCAGCAACCUGACCAGCCAGGCUUGCCGACUUGCAGCACCACCGCCGUGUAGCACUCCCGUGGAUCUGGCAUUUAUCAUCGAUUCUUCGGGCAGCAUUGGCCGCACAAACUACAAGAAACAGAAGAACUUUGUCAAGGAAGUGGCGAAGACUUUUGGCCUAUCUCCAAACGGCAGCCGAGCGGCCAUGGUUCUGUACAGUAACUCGGCCUCAGUGAAAGCUCGAUUUGGCCAGUAUUCGGACCCGAAGGAGUUCGGUGGAGCUGUAGACAGUCUGCCUUACGAGAGAGGAUUGACACGAAUCGACAAAGCACUGGACCUAACAGCCAAGGAUAUCUUCGCUCAAAGUAGGUCGGGCGUGCCCAAGAUUGCAAUGCUGAUAACAGACGGUACCCAAACCGCAGCAGCCGACGCCAAAGGCCUAAAAGAGGCUUCCGAACCAUUGAGACAGGCAGGUGUUCGUGUUCUAGCCGUAGGUGUCGGCAAGGGUGUGGACAGAGAAGAACUUCGACUGGUCACGGAGAGUGACGAGGAUGUUGUGGUGGCGGCUGACUUCGAAGACCUGCUGUUGAAACUCAGCAACCUGACCAGCCAGGCUUGCCGACUUGCAGCGAAACGGAGGUCGUCUUGUUUGAUUCCCAUGGAUAUUGCUUUCCUGUUGGAUUCUUCAGAUGCCGCUGGAAAGGCUGGUUUUCAGAGGGAGAAGGAGUUUUUCAAACUUAUGUCAAGUACUCUAUCAUUGUCUCUCAGUGGUACUCGUGUAGGUGUAAUUUCUUACAGUGCACAAGCAAACCUCGCAGUGGCUCUUCAGGAAAAUACCACCGCCCAAAAUUUGCGAUCUGCCAUCGAUGCGCUUCAAUUUGUGGGAGGAACUCCCAGAAUUGAGAAGGCACUUGAAUCUGUCCUUACUGACUUGUUUACCUUCGAUAGGGGGACCAGGUCUGGAAUCCCAAAGGUAGCCGUUCUUUUGACGAAGGUAUCAGACUCAAACAUUUUGCAGUAUGAAACUCUCAGGAGGGCAGCCGCACCAUUAAAAACAGAGGGUGUGGAAUUAAUUGCCGUAGGUGUAGGCCGAGACGGCGAUCUUCAAGAUUUGCGUGUAUUAGUUGGCAGCGAGGAAUAUGUUUUAGGAACAGAGUCCUUUGAUAGCCUUUCUGAAUUGGUAGAAGACGUUACGCUUCUUGCAUGUAAAGCUGCAGAACCAAAACGGAUCAUUUAUCCUAUGGACGCUGCAAUCCUAGUUGACACGUCCGCUGGCAUUAGUGCCCUCAACUUCCAGAGGGAGAAAGCUUUUGUUAAGACUCUUAUAAGAAGUUUUACCAUUUCAAGGAACUUGAGUCGUGUAAGCCUGUUAUCUUACGGUAACAAAACAGAAGUCACCGUAAAUUUCUUUGACCAGCAAAACAGAGAAUCUCUCACACGAAAUGUCGAUUCUUUGCCCCUCUUGGGUGGGCCGUCGCAAAUAAAUCAAGCUCUAGAGGUCGCAGCUUCGCAGCUUUUCUCCCCUUCUGGUUCGUCUCGCGCCGCAGUGCCAAGGACUAUUGUGGUAGUAACGGAUGGUCGACAGGAUCUUACGGUGGGCUCCGGUGGUCUAAAUGAGACAAUAGCCCUGUUGAGGCAAAAUGGCGUUAAGAUUCUAGUGGUGGCUGUUGGCGGUGAAGACGUUGACGAGGAUGGAUUGGGCAGCCUUGUUGAAGAGGAAGAUCAUAUAUUUACCGCUGAAUCGUUUGAAACUUUGGCCGCUAAAUUGGAGAAAGUCAGCACUGUAGCCUCCGAAAUUGCAGCACCUGACCGUUGUGGUAAAGUGACUGACAUCGCCUUUAUAAUGGACGCCUCGGACAGUGUUGACAGCCAGAGUUACCGCAUUCAAAAGGACUUUGUCAAAGCAAUCGCAAAGAGCUUCGGUUUGCAACCAGGGGCGAGCCGAGCAGGAAUCAUUCUUUCCGGCAAGAAACCAACAGUGAACAUUAAGUUUGAUGACUACUUGCAAACCGAAGACUUCAUAGAGGCGGUAGAUAGACUUCCUCACCCUCGCGGACAUGCUGGAAUAGACAAAGUCCUCGAUGUGGCUCUAACUCAGCUAUUGGCCAACAGAGGUGGUGCAAGACCUGGAUUGGGGAAGAUACUAGUGCUAUUAACAGCAAACACUCAAAAUCAAUCUCUAGAUACAAAGUUGCUGGAUAGUGUCACCAGAAGGCUCCAACAGUUGGGAGUGGCUUUGGUUGUUAUCGGUGUCGGUAAACAGGUGGAUGAGACACUGCUUCGUCCUUUGGUUACGAAAGGAGAGAAUCUUUUCCUAGAAAGAUCGUUUGAAAGUCUGAUGCUUAAAGCUCGACAAGUAGCACAAAUUACGUGUGACAACGCAGGAUACUCAAGAUGCAGAAACCCAGUUGAUGUCGCUUUUCUGGUGGACUCUUCGGGUAGUCUUGGCGAGGAAGGUUUCCGCGAGCAAAAGGACUUUAUAAAAGUGAUUACGAACACCCUCAAUGUAUCUCCCUCACACAGCAAGGCGGGUGUCAUCACUUACAGUGAUAGAGCUUCUGUGGCAAUAAAAUUUUCAGACUAUCAAUACCACGCACAGUUGGUCAAUGCCCUUGACGCGCUGCCAUAUCAAGGUAAAACCACACGGAUUGACAGGGCCAUUGUGAAGGCCUCUAAAGAACUCAUGACAGUGGAAGGAGGUAGAAGAAAGGAUAUACCUGGAGUUAUGGUCAUAAUGACCGACGGGAGGCAGACUCAGGACUUUGACGUCACGCCUUUAGAGCAAGCAGCUGCGGUCUCAGAGGAAAUGGGGGUAACAACUUUGGUGCUCGGAAUUGGGGAACUGGCCAACGUGAAUGAGCUCAGAAAAAUGACUGCACGAGAUGGCGACGUUUUCUUGGCUUCCUCUUCUCGAGCUUUGAACAGUUUUGCACAACCAGUUGCCACAAGAAUAUGUAAUGCUGCAGCACCAAAGACAUGUGAUGUUCCACUAGAUGUUGCCUUUUUGGUUGAGUCGUCUGAGAACAUUUCACCAAGAGACUAUAAAAGAAUUAAAGAUUUCAUCAAAGAGGCGGCCACCUACCUGUCAAGAAGCGACAACGAACAGCAAGUUGGUGUCAUUGUGUUCAAUACCGAGGCCAAGAUAUCCAUAAAGUUUGGACAAUAUUGGUCGGAAUACGAUUUUGAUCGUGCAAUUGAUGAUCUUCCUCUAAACACAGGACCAUCGCAACUUGAUACAGCUCUUCGCGUUGCCACCAAAUUGUUCACUGCUGAAAAUGGAGCCAGACCCGGGGUUCAGAAAGUCGGCAUCGUAUUAACAAAUGGAAAGCAUCCUGCUGUAGAAGACCUGGAGGACCUGAAGGAUGUGGUAAGACCUCUUCAUCAAGCAGGGGUCCAUGUCAUACCCAUUGGAGUGACGUCGUCGGUGGAUUGGAAAAAAUUGCGCUCCUUAACUGUGGACGACAAGGAUGUUAUUGUGUCACAUUCUUGUGAUAGUUUAUCCAACAAGAUUAACUAUCUUUUCAGACGCAUUUGCCUCGAAGCUGCUUACAAAAAAUGCGAUGGGGUAGCAGAUGUGGUAUUUGCGAUCCACUCCUCGGGGACACUCAGCCCUUCAGAAUACCGCAAAGAAAAAGAAUUGGUGAAAAGAGUGGCGACAACUCUGAACAUUUCACCCGGUAGGAGCCGAGUAGCUUUAAUUCUUUAUAGCAACUUCGCCACGGCAGCCCUUAGACUUGACGAAAAGAUCACCAUGGAGUCUUUUGACAAUCUUGUGGAUAGCUUACCUCAUGAACGUGGAGUGACGCGCAUCGACAGAGCUUUAAAGCUUGCUCGAUCCAUUUUCGACUCCGACAGUGCUGUAGUGCGACGAGGAGUGCCUAAGGUAUUGAUAUUGUUCACCGAUAGCAAGCAAACCGUUGCUCAAGAUGCAUUUAAUCUGGUGGAAGCUGCCCGACCCCUACUCUAUGAGGACGAUGUUAGGAUUCUUGCAGUGGGAAUGGGAAACAAUGUAGACGUCAGGGAGCUACGAGCUACAACAGUUGAUGAGAAGGACGUCUUUCUGUCACCGUCGUUGGAGAAUCUUCUCAGUUUAAGCGGAUCUUUGUCUGAGGCUAUGUGCGAGGCAGCCAAGCCUCCAAUUUGCCCUGAAGCCAUGGAUGUCGCCUUCCUGAUGGAUGCCUCCGGCAGUGUGGGAGCAGACAACUUUGAGAAGCAGAAAGAGUUCAUCAAAGCAGUUGCCGGUACUUUAGGACUUAAAAGUGGCUUAGCCCGCGCUGGGUCUCUGGUCUACAGUGACAUGGCAACAGUACAACAGUCAUUCAACAGCUGCAACGGGACUCAUUCGGUUGUAGAAGCAGUAGAUCACAUUCCAUACUAUGGUCGAACCACGCGCAUUGAUCGCGCCUUGUCACUUGCCAAUACAGAUCUGUUUAGUGAUGCCGGUGGAGUGCGAUCGUAUGUGGCUAACACUCUUUUACUCUUAACGGACGGCAGGCAAACUCCAGCAGCUGACUCGAUUUCCAUGGAACGCGCCGUGAAACCCCUUAAAGAAAAGAAAGUGAAAAGGAUAGCUUUGGGAAUCGGUAGUCAAAUUAGUCCCGAUGAGCUUCGCAAGGUCGUUGAUGGAGACGAAGACGUCGUUACAGUAGACAGUUUUGACGAUCUUAUCUCUUCAAUGCAUAUGGUAUCGGAAAAAUUAUGCACAAGUGCAGCUUUAAAGAAGUGCCCUGUUCCUGUAGAUAUCGCCUUUCUUCUGGACUCAUCAGGAAGUAUUGGUGAACCAAACUACCGCAAAAUGAAAGACUUUGUCAAGGCUGUUGCGAACACCUUUAUCAUCGGAUCAGGCAAAACACUAGCUGCAUUAAUUUUGUACGGUGACACCGCAACUACGGCCAUCCGAUUUAGCGAUCACGCGAACAACGCCGACUUCGACGCUGCAGUAGACGUUCUUUCAUAUUUGGGAGGUGAAACUCGCAUAGAUAAAGCCCUACAGCUUGCUUCCACAGAGCUUUUAACAGAACGUAGCGGCGCACGGGUUGGUGUUGCCAAAGUUGUGAUCCUCGUGACAGACGGGCGGCGGUCUCGAGCGCCCGACGGCGUUGAACUUCAUAAGGCUGCGAAGCCAAUUUUAUCGGCAGGUGUGCGUUUGUUUGCAGUGGGUAUUGGAACUGAGGUUGAUGAAAAAGAGUUACAACUUAUCGUUGACAGGAGAGAUGACGUCAUACUGGUACCGUCGUAUAAUGGACUCGCCACGAGAGUGAGACAGUUGUCCAUUGCCACGUGUGAAAGCUCAGAAAUAGAAGCUUGUGAUAAUAUCAUGGACGUAGGUUUUGUCCUCGACUCCUCUGGCAGCCUAUCUGCAUCCGAAUUCCAACAAGUCAAAGACUUCGUCGAUCUCAUAGCUAACUCCUUCCUCAACAACAAAGUCGGUAGCCGUGUGGGACUUAUGCAAUACAGCAUCUUGCCGAAGAUGAAUGUUCGGUUUUCCGACGAACUCACGAGAGAGCAGUUCCGAAGUGUCCUGGACAAAGUUCGUUACGAGGGAGGCUACACUCGGCUCGAUCGAGCUCUCGAGCUAGCAGCUCAGGAGUUGUUUGUGAAUGAAGAAGGUUCUCGUAAGGACAUUCCUCGAGUCAUGGUUAUAAUAACAGACGGCAUCAACACGGAGGAGCCUGAUUCUGUAGCGUUAGACACCGCCGUCGCGCCUCUAAAACGCGCCGGGGUCACAGUGUUUGUUGUCUGCAUUGGUAGUGAGAAGGGCCGUGAUGAGAUGUACCUACUCACAGAACAAAACAAAAACUUGUACUUUGUUCGAACUUACAAUGAACUUUCUCUUCAGCUUCGGAAAGUAUCCAAGGACAUUUGCGAGAGUGGAGCCCUUCCUGGAUGCGACCGAGUGAUGGAUGUCAGUUUUUUGGUAGACUCUUCAGAGAGUGUUGGCUUACAAAAUCUUCAGAAACUUCUCGACUUCGUGCGCAGAAUUGCCAAAACCAUGCGUAUCUCCCCGAGAGGUAGCCAUGGAAGUCUCGUCGUUUUUAGUGACAACGCCAAAGUUCAAAUCAAACUUGACGACUACGAUAAUAUACAGGAAUUCAGCAAUGCUUUACGAGAUGUCCCCUAUAUGGGCCAAAAGACCCGGAUCGACAAGGCUUUGCGGGUUGCACUGAGCGGAGUUUUCAACAGUAGAGCCGGUAUGAGAGCCGGAGUACAAAGAGUUGCGGUCUUGUUGACCGAGGGUCAUCAAACGAGAACGUUCGAUGCGAUACCGCUGAGAUACGCGGUAGAACCACUGAGGCGCAGGCGAGUCAAUGUGUUUGCGGUUGGCAUCGGUAGUGAUGUACGUUAUAACGAACUCCGAUCUGUCACAAGUAGUGAUCAAAAUGUAAUGUUGGUGGAAACGUUUGACGACCUCGCAAGAAUUGGUGAAGAGCUGAGCCACAAGAUGUGUCGAGGAGGAUGAGGAUCGACUUUGGGAAGACAAUACAGACAAAUAAAUUAGUACAAAAAUUUAAGCUAAUAUGUAGUGUGCAGUGCUUCAAAUAUUUCUAUUUCAUACGAGAGGUUAGCAAUGCAUUUGCGCGGCUAAGAAACAAAGAAAGGAAAGAUUACUCAAGAAUUCAUGUUGUUACAACACUACAAUAAUCCAAAACAACUGGAUCCAUCGGUUUGACACGCAAACUAUUCUGCGUGUUUCAAACAGCAGCGCCUGUAUAUUUCAAUUUAAAGUAAACUCCUGCCUUGAGUUUUAUUUAUUUUUGAAAAGUCGUCACUUUUUAUAAAUGGAUCUCCCGUAAUAUUCAGUGACGGAAAUGUGUAACUGUCUUUAGUUUUCACCGAUUCCAUGAUUCGUUGUGAUCAACAUGAAAGAAUGACGACCAUUUUGUAAAGUUUUCUGAGUAAAAAGUUAUACUCAUUGUGGUAAAGAAAAUUAACACAAUGACCUGCUGAAAGUAUUGCAGUUAUUAGAGGAGCCCUUUUAAAGGAAUGAAUCACUGAGUAGCCGAAUAUAUACGUUAA